GUGGGCGCGGGCAAUUCUAGCUUUGCGAGCGAACUUUAGCUGAAGGGCGGCGUGUCCCAUCCUCGGACAUAGCCAACCUCCGUUUGGUCAUCAUUUCCUCUUUUGCACAGGCCAGCGCACAUGGGAUUCAUCGACGACCUCUUCCGCACCAAGCCCAUCGAAGUCAUCGAGGCUGAAGAGCGCAAGGAAGAGCUGCCGCGUGAGCUCGGUCUCCGUGAUCUGAUCCUCAUUGGUAUCGGUGGCACCGUCGGCACCGGCGUCUUUGCGACGACCGGCGACAUCAUCAGCGGCGCGGCGGGUGCGGCCGCGUUUGUCUCGUGGCUCAUUGCUGGCUUCUCGUGCAUUCUCAGUGGCUUUGCCUACAUGGAGAUGAGUUCGCUCAUCCCGUCGUCUGGUUCGACGUACGCCUACUCGUACCACGUGCUCGGCGAGCUUCCGGCCGCGAUCGCUGCGUGGCUCUUGACGCUCGAGUACGGCAUGUCGGGCGCCGGUGUCGCGCGUUCGUGGGGCACCAAGGUCCAGGAGUGGGCCAGGGAAGGUCUCCCGGAAGGCUCGACGAAGGUCGACUGGCUCAACAUGGAGUACUACUCGUUCCUUGCGUGCCUCAUCUUUGCGCUCUCGGUCGGCGUUCUCCUCGGCGGCAUGAAGUUUGGCAAGAUCUUCAUCAACGUCUUCACCGGCACCAAGGUCGUCAUCGUGCUCUUCGUCAUUAUCGCUGGCUUUGCGAUGACGGACACGGUCAACUUUACGCCGUUUGUGCCUGACUUCGUGCCCGCCACGGACGAAGACACGGCGAAGUUUGGUGUCCAAGGCGUCAUGCUCGGUGCGUCUCAGGCCUUCUUUGGCUACGUCGGGUUCGAUGAGGUCUGCUGCCUCGCCGCCGAAGCCAAGGACCCGCGCCGCGUCAUGCCCCGUGCUGUCAUUGGCACGGUCCUCGGCACGAUGAUCCUCUCGGCGUUCGCGUCGCUCGCGCUGUCGGCCAUGAUGCCCUACGACGCUGAGACCCCGUUUGGCUUUAACUUUUCUGCUGGCUUCCGCUACGUCGGCCUCGACUGGGCUGCGACGAUCGUGCACAUUGGUGAGACGGGCACGAUGCCGAUCGUGGUCUUGAUUGCGUUCCUCGCGCAGCCUCGCUUGAUGUACGCGAUGUCGGUCGACGGUCUCUUGCCCAAGAUCUUUGGCAAGGUCGAGAAGAACGGCAACCUCUUCUGGAGCACGUUCCUCUGCGGCGGCUUCUUCUGCCUCGUUGCGCUCUUCGUGCCUUUCUCGUACCUCUGGAACUUGGUGUCGUUUGGCAUUUUGAUGUCGUUCAACAUGACCAACUCGGCGCUGAUCCUGAACCGGACGCGCGACUCGUCGGCCCACAUUGUGUACAAGCUCACGGGCGCGCUCGUCGCAACGUCGUGCCUCUCCAUGUUCCUCUUUGAGAAGGGCUACGUCGAGGCGACCGACGCGGCCACCGGCUACCUUGUCGUGUCGAUGGUGUUGCUCGCGCUCGUGCUGGCAAUUGCGAUCACGAUCUUUGUCAAGUGCCCGCAGAACGUCGGUCCCCGCGAGUGCUACCGCGCGCCACUUGUGCCGUUUGUGCCCGCGCUCGCGAUCACGAUCAACUGGUUCCUCAUCGCGCAGCUCCCGGCUCGCGAUAUUGGCUACGGCUUCAUCUGGAUCGGCGUCGCGAUCGACGGCUGGGCCACCAUGCUCAACGACGGCUACAUUGGCCACAACGCCGUGCGCCCAUCGAUGAGCUCGAUGAUGGCCGACCAGAAGGAGUCGAUUCUGAGCGCCAAGAUGGCCCUCCAGGCCAACGAGCACUAG
Molecule: messenger RNA, 1815 nt
Organism: Saprolegnia parasitica CBS 223.65
Lineage: Eukaryota; Oomycota; Saprolegniomycetes; Saprolegniales; Saprolegniaceae
Exons: 2
Coding region: 121-1815 (564 amino acids)
Biological process (GO): transmembrane transport; amino acid transport
Cellular component (GO): membrane
Molecular function (GO): amino acid transmembrane transporter activity
Source: RefSeq, a predicted model, not a curated record